AUGUCGCUCGUUAAAUCAAUAACAUCGGCGAAACUGUCGAACAAAUUGAUUAAAGUGAUAUUAUUCACGUUAGUGUUUAUAAAUUUGAUAUAUUUCACUUCAGUCAUUCAUAACAAUAACAAAGAAAGAAUUUCUCUGAUUACUUCGAAGUUGACCUCUUCUACUAGUGGCAACAACAAUAAACAACAAGAACAACAUUUAACAGAUGCUGAUAAUGACAAGCUACUGUCUUCUUCAAACCAACAACAGCAAGAUGCACACGAAACUGUUCUUGAAGAGCAAGAAAAGGAACAGCAGACACAACAACAACAAUCACUUUCAGAUGACGAUAUCCAGUUCAAAAAAUUAGUCGAUGCUAAAUUGAAUUCAGUCAAAAAGAAUCAAGGCAAAUAUUAUAUGACCAAUACCGAUUUGCUGGAAACUAAAAUCAAAGUCCCAAUCAAACAAUUUUUGAAAAAAUACGAAAGUGCAGAAUCAUGGAUUAAUAAAAAUGAAUUAUAUUACGAUCCAAGAUUCACAUUAUCAAUAUACUUGAAUGAAUUGUAUAUGCAAUAUCAAGAAAUGAGUGAUGAACAAUUAAUUGAUGGUAAUGAUAAUCAACAUUUAAUUGGUGGGAAAAUCAAUUCCAAUGAAUUACCGGACAUUAGUUUACCAUUUAAUUGGGUUGAUUGGAUUGAUUUGACUAUGCUAAACAAAGAAUUCUCAAAACCAAUGUAUCAAAGACUUAAAUGUCAAGAUAUUCAAGCAAAUAGUCAUUCAAAUCCAGAUACAUCUUAUUUCUGUACUGAUAAUGAAGAUAUUAGUGAAGAAACUUUCCAAGAGUUUUUCAAAAUGGGAUAUAAAUACAAGACCCAAUUCCCAGGGUUUAUAAUCAAUGAUCAUGAAAGACAUGAACAUUAUUGUGAUAAUGAUUAUCGUGUAAUGCAAGCCAAAGCAUAUACCAUGACACAUUUAUUGAACCCACUAAAAGUUAUCAUUUUAGGUGCUGAUAAAAAGGAUGGUAAUGGUGGUACAUUUGAAUUUAGUGUUGAUAAUUCAAAGACUCGUUUAACAAGCAGUAAAUUAAUUGAUAGAUAUAUGGAAUCACACGGUUAUUACACUCGUAAACAAGAUUCAAAUAUUGAUACUGUUCGUAAUGGGAAACGAUUCUUUUUCGAUUCUUCAGAAGAUCAAAAUGAAGUUCCUGAUAUUAUUGAAAUGGAUUAUUUAUCAACUUGGAAUCAAUUAAAUGAAAAAGUUGUUCCUAAAUAUUUAUCACCCAAUGAAACUGGAUACACCAAUUUCUUGCAUAUGAGAGAUAAAAAUAGUAUAGUUUUAAAAGAAUCAAAAUUUAUGGAACCACCUUCAAUUGCAUCCCAAAUUGAACAAUAUACUGGGAAACCAGAAAAUGAAUUGUCUCCACAAGAAAAAUUGUAUUUAGAAGGAUUACAAGAAUGUUCUAAAUAUACUGAUGAAAAUGAAGUUAGAUAUUUCCGUAUGGCAGUAAUUAACCCUGGUGACCCAAGAAACCGUGAAAAUGAAUGGGGGUGGCAUUAUGAUUGGCGAUUCUUUAAUGGUGCUUUAAAUUAUGAAAAACCUGAUUGGAAUCAACAAGAAUUGACUCAUCGUACAAAUAUCAUUUUAGAUAGAUUAUUACGUAAUUGGUCCAAAUUUGCUAUGGAAAAGGGGAUCAUUACCUGGAUUAUGCAUGGUCCAUUAUUGUCUUGGUAUUGGAAUGGGUUAUUGUUCCCAUAUGAUAAUGAUAUUGAUAUCCAAAUGCCUAUUGAUGAAUUAGUUAAUUUGGCUAAAAACUAUAAUCAAACAUUAAUAGUUGAAAAUCCAAGUGAAGGAUACGGGAAAUAUUUAAUUGAAGUCAACACUUAUUUCCAUAAUCGUGGAAUUUCAGCUGAACAAAACCAUAUUGAUGCAAGAUUCCAUGAUGUUGAUUCAGGGAUUUAUAUUGAUAUAACUGCAUUGAGUAGCUCUAAUGCAGAAGUCCCUAAAGAAUACAAGCAAGAAAAAACCAUUCAAUUGAUUGAUGACUUAACCAAAACAAAUUCAAAUAAGGAAGGUGCUGGCAACAAUGGGAAACAAGUGAACUCCGAAAACCAAUUGAUUUUCAAUGAUAGACGUAAACAUUUCUAUAAAAUAGACCAAAUUUCUCCCUUGAAAUUCUCCAUGAUGCAAGGAAUCCCAGUAAUGGUACCUAAUGGAAUCACCAAUCGUUUACAAUUUGAAUAUUCCAAAGGGUUAAAAUCUUUAGAAUUUGACAAUUGGUUUUACAUUAAACAACUCAAUCUUUGGGUUCAAAAAGAUAAUAUAAUACCCAUUUUAGAAGAUCAAACUAGAACUUCCAACGAAGAUAUUUUGAAACAAAUUCAACCGCCAUCAUCAUUAUCUAAUGAUCAAAUUUUGAAAUUAUUAAAUAAUGAAGAAAUAUUACAAGAAUAUUAUUUGACGAGAUCGUUGACAAGAUUCCAUGAUUUUGAAAAACAAGUUUUGUUUGAUGAUAAUGGGAAUGAUAAACCAUUAGAUCUAGUAAAGUACAAGACUUAUAAAAAAGGUUUAAAAAUGGUUAAACCUUUAAGAAAAGCAUUAUAUGAAUAUGAAAAUAUAGAAAGAAUAAAGCAUCAUCACUAA
Candida albicans SC5314 is the source of this 2619-nucleotide messenger RNA. RefSeq names its product Mnn4-4p (gene MNN4-4). The coding region runs from base 1 to 2619 and encodes 872 amino acids. The transcript has a single exon. The record is from RefSeq and is a predicted model, not a curated record. Lineage: Eukaryota; Fungi; Ascomycota; Pichiomycetes; Serinales; Debaryomycetaceae.